This is a messenger RNA of Nezara viridula (southern green stink bug), 363 nucleotides long. NCBI's taxonomy places the organism in Eukaryota, Metazoa, Arthropoda, Insecta, Hemiptera, Pentatomidae. The record is from the annotation of a GenBank genome assembly.
AUGAACCUGUCGCUCUCGGACGACGAGGCUAACUGGACGCUGGGCAAUUCCUCGUCCAACUUGACCUACCUCGAUCUUCCUCCUCCCAGGAACUACUGGGCCCUAGUUCUCAUCCUCUUUCCCUUCCUCACCCUCUUCGGCAACGUGCUCGUCAUUGCCGCUGUCUUCCGCGAGCGAUCCCUCCAGUCGGCCACUAACUACUUCAUCGUCAGCCUGGCCAUCGCAGACCUCCUGGUCGCAGUUCUCGUCAUGCCGUUCGCCGUUUAUGUCCUGGUGAGUACCUUGAUCAAGUACCUUAGGCCAUCCUGUCAUCCACCUCUUCCUGUCCAAAAGCCCGACAAAGUCUGUAGUAAACUACGAUAA